GGGGCUUAAGUGGGCUAAGUUCCACUACAAAAUUUUUCUUUCAAACAUUCCUCGUGCAAAAUUAUUUUGGAAUCAGCGAGAACUUUUCAUUUUAUUAAAAUGGUGAAGUCUGUUAAUCCCCUGUCUUUUGUGCGCGGCAUUUACAACAACGAGUUCCAAUGGAUGCUGGUCAAGAGCUACGCCCUCUUCUUUUUGGGUGUCCGUGUGGCCAAGGAGUUGGUGGGCCUGGAACUGAUGCCCGCCGUGGGACCAGCGUAGAUACUGACAUGAAAACAAAACUGUGUGCGCCGUGUACAAAUAAGGCAGUUAAAGUUAACUAGUUUAAUAAAAACAGGGGAGAACGACUAUGUA
Drosophila pseudoobscura is the source of this 351-nucleotide messenger RNA. RefSeq lists its product as uncharacterized. NCBI's taxonomy places the organism in Eukaryota, Metazoa, Arthropoda, Insecta, Diptera, Drosophilidae. The transcript has 2 exons. The record is from RefSeq and is a predicted model, not a curated record. Bases 100 to 258 code for a protein of 52 amino acids.